Macrosiphum euphorbiae (potato aphid) is the source of this 354-nucleotide messenger RNA. NCBI's taxonomy places the organism in Eukaryota, Metazoa, Arthropoda, Insecta, Hemiptera, Aphididae. The record is from the annotation of a GenBank genome assembly.
AUGGCUCAACCUCCAUCUGAUAACGCUCCACCUUUCUGUAUUGCUAUUUUUGGAACGGACAAUAAAUUUACACAUUUAGAUGUUAAGGCAAGGUGGAAAAUUAUAAAUGAUUUGGCUGCCGAUGAAGAAAUUACAGUUUUAGGAUAUUCAUCAGAUGGUGAUACACGGUUACUGAAGUCAAUGCAGUCUAAGACUUAUAACAAUAAAAUCAAUUUAUCACAAUUUUCACAAUUCUUUGUACAAGAUACUGUACACAUAGGGACAAAACUUAGAACCAGGAUAUUAAAACCAGGAAUUGACUUACCAAUUGGCUCUUACACUGUAUCUAUUACUCAUUUGUCUCAGCUAACAUAA